Molecule: messenger RNA, 384 nt
Organism: Lichtheimia ornata
Lineage: Eukaryota; Fungi; Mucoromycota; Mucoromycetes; Mucorales; Lichtheimiaceae
Exons: 1
Coding region: 1-384 (127 amino acids)
Source: RefSeq, a predicted model, not a curated record
AUGAUGAUGUCCACUGGUUCUUUUGUCAUUGCUGCCAAUCCUGGCAAGAAGAUUUCUCUUGAGCAUGCCACCCAUCAAUGCCCUCGCUGCAAGAACCCAACCUCUGUACAACUUGUUCGUUCCGAAAAGCAGUUGAUUUUGCUUAACAAAAAGAUUACCAACAACAUGCAUGUGCGCUACGAAUGUUCAAACUGCAAAUGGAAGAAGGCCGAGCUACCUGAUGAUGAUACCACCCUUGACGACAUCCAGAAAAUUCUUGAAAGAGACCCCAAACCUGAGCAAUUUACUUACUACUUUUCGCCGGUAUCAUCCAUUUCCUCCUCCGCAUCAUCAUCAUCGUCGUCAUUGUCUUACUCAAAAUCACCUGCCACAAUCUCCUCAUAA